UCCUUCCUUCCAGGACCUUGCCCCAUCGAGACUUCGGGGACCCGGACUCCUUUCCCUCUCUCCUGCUCCCUGGAAGAGGCAAGGUGGAGUUCCGCAGUGGAGAACCAGGACGGACUCUCUCUCUCCAUCACCAUCUGCUCCCCUCCCGAUGCCCGCAUUGGCCGAUACCGCCUGAUCGUGGAUGCCUCCACACAAUAUCAGGGCUCCAGCUUCAACCUGGGGGAAUUUAUCCUGCUCUUUAAUCCUUGGUGUCCAGACGACUCCACGUACUUGGAGAGCGAAGAGGAACGCAUUGAAUAUGUGUUGACUCAACAAGGCCUGAUCUACCAAGGCUCGAAGGACUACAUCUAUUCCAUCCCGUGGAACUUUGGGCAGUUUGAAGAGGAGAUUUUGGACAUCUGCUUCCAGCUGCUGGACACCAACCCCAAGUUCCUCCUCAAUCAAGACAAGGACUGUUCUCGCCGCAACAGCCCAGUCUACGUCAGCAGGGUGGUGAGCGCCAUGGUCAACUGUAACGAUGAUCAAGGCAUCCUCUUUGGACGCUGGGAUAACUAUUAUGGUGAUGGGGUGAGCCCUACGACUUGGAGUGGGAGUGUGGACAUCCUUCGGAGGUGGCAGAAGUACGCGUGCAAACCUGUUCGGUAUGGGCAAUGCUGGGUCUUCGCUGCAGUGGCCUGCACAGUGCUCCGGUGCCUCGGGAUCCCUACUCGUGUGGUGACCAACUAUAACUCUGCCCACGAUACGAAUGGCAACUUGGUCAUAGAGCAGUAUUUAGACGAGAACGGGAAGCUGCAGAAGGGGAACCGAGAGCUCAUCUGGAAUUAUCACUGCUGGGUGGAAUCUUGGAUGACCCGUCCAGUCCUUCCGAGCGGCUACGAUGGCUGGCAGGUCUUGGACCCAACUCCUCAGGAAAAAAGCGAUGGCGUUUUCUGCUGCGGGCCCACUCCCGUGAGAGCCAUCAAGGAGGGGGAGCUUCAUCUUAAGUACGACGUGAAGUUCGUCUUUGCCGAGGUCAACGCGGAUGUGGCGUACCUGAUGCUCCAGGAUGACAUGUCCCGAAAGAAGACCAUGCACCCCACCGUUGUGGGCAAGAAGAUCAGCACCAAGAGUGUGGGGAAGGACACCAAAGAGGACAUCACUCACAACUAUAAACAUCAGGAAGAUUCAGAGGAAGAGAGGACGGCGUUUGACAAGGCGAAGCACAAGAAGGUCCACACCCCGCCGGAGGAAGGCUUGAUGCUCAAGAUCAAGGCUUCUGAGGCAAUGAACAACGGAUGCGACUUCGACGUCUUCGUUGUCAUCAACAACGACACACCCACGGAGCGGCUGUGCCGGCUGAAGGUUUCUGCCGCCGCCGUGAGCUACAACGGGGCCCUGGGCCCCGAAUGCGGGAGCAAAGACCUGCUCAACAUCAGCCUGAAGCCACACGCAGAAAAGGUGGUCCCCCUGCGCAUUCUGUACGAGAAGUACGGAGGCUGCCUGACCCAGGACAACAUGAUCAAGGUGACGGCUGUGCUGCAGCAGUACGAGACCCAGGAGCUCCUCCUCAGCAUGAGGGACAUCCACGUCAAGAACCCCGACGUCAAAAUCCGGGUCUUGGGGGAGCCGAUGCAGAAGCGCAAACUGGUGGCAGAGCUGUCGCUGACCAACCCUCUCCCCAUCCCCCUGACCGGCUGCGUCUUCACUAUGGAAGGGGCUGGACUCACCAGCGGGCAGAAGAUCCAGAGGCUCGAAAGCCCCGUCGAGCCCGGGCAGGAAGCCAAAGUGAGGGUGGACUUCGUUCCUCAGCAGUCCGGCCUGCGGAAGCUGGUGGUGGAUUUUGACAGCGACAAGCUGAAGGGGGUGAAGGGCUACCGAAACGUCAUCAUCGCCCCCCUGCCCAAAUGAAGCUCGCCUCGACGCAAGAAGCCCCUGGCUCAGCCGGCGGCCGCUCAGCCCAGAAGCCAGACGGCCCCGGGAGCCCCAGAGAUGCAGGGGAGCCCUUUUCCACCUGCACCCCCAGCCGCACCCGCCUUCCAGAUGCUUCUUUGCUCCUGCCCACCAGAGACUGGCGACUUGACACUCCCCCCAGCUGGUUGGAGGGCUUUGCCCCACAGGCACCCCAAACAUCCUAGACUUGAUGAGGCUGCAGACGGGGGUGGGGGGGUCACAGUGCUCCACCCUUGAUGUGCAAGCAUGAGCACCAGCCCCUGGCAGUGCAUCUGCUCUGCCUUCCAGGAGGUGGUCUGCCCUGCCUGCAAGAGGACCCAGACACCCCCCCACCCACCCCCCUUGUGGCACCUUUAAUCCUUUUAGGACGUUUGUCAUGGGUGGGCCGUAACGUCAGGCCAAAGGGGAGUGAUUAUUAUCUUAAGGAAUUCCGCUCUACCCCCCCCCCAAUCAUUUCAGUCAUUGGCAGCCCUUGAAACCCCCAAGAGAGGGACACAGACACCUCUUCCAUGGGGAGACACGCGCCAGCCCUCAGCUUCCCACCAGAUGUCAGAAACGUUCAGAAUGGAAUCAUCCUGCGCAUGGCAGCCCAUGGAAAGAGGGGAGAGGUGGGGAGGGGAGAAGUGGGGAAGGGAGGGGAGGGGAGGGAGUCAGCCUUGUGCAUUUGGCUUUGCACUCUCCCCCUUCCCUAUUCCCCCCGUGAAGCUUUGGCCACGACUGCACACGUGAAAGAAAUGCCCCGUGGCUUCCACAACCUCAUAGUCCCCCAAGCACCCCCGAUGGCUUAUCGUCUAGUGGUCCAGAUCCCUGCGCCUCUGCAGGCCCUGCCUUUCCCCUGAGCUAGGAAACACUGCCUGUCUGCUUGGCCACGUAUGACUUUUCCAACGCGAACUUGGGGGGGGGGGUCUCUCAUGGCUGCUCCAUCAUACUUCUCAGACCGCUGUGGGGACCACGAAGCCCACGCCUUUGGGUCAGUGGGAGGCUCCAGCCUUUGGAGCCUUUCUGAACGGUACCUGCAGACCACGUCCCCUUAAGCAAUCAGGUCAGAACAGUGUUUCUCAACCUUGGCCACUUUAAGAAGGGUGGACUUCAGCUCCCAGAAUUCUGGGAGUUGAAGUCCACCCAUCAAGUGGCCAAGUCUGAGAACCACCGGGAUGGAAAGAUAGCCAGAUCCCAGUUUAUUUUUCAAAGUAAGAACGGUGUUGCGUCACCCACCUGUUGCUUGGCUCCUGACUGAGAGCCAGGAGGGGGCUUCCCUUCCCUAGAACACCAGGGGUGGCCACUGGAGUGUCCCAGGCAGAAGGCAGAGCCGGGGGGGGGGCUGCAACAGAGCGGCCGGUAAAGAGAGGCCAGCAUCAACCCGGCCUCUGCCGCCUUCAGAGACUUCCCCAAAGAACCCCUUCCUCUCAAAAUGGAAAGGCCGUGGGAAAGGCGUGGAAGUGUGGAGAGGAAGACUCCGUCUCCCUGCGCACUCCCAAGCCAUCUCUGGACAAGAUCAGACCGGCUUUCAUGGGGAGGUGUUAGCCACCUGCCCGAGGCUUUGGCUCUUCGCCGCCCAUGGCGGGGCUUGCCGUGAAUCCAGCUGCACGGGCUCCUGUGCUUUCCAGCUGUGCCGCAGGUUCUCAGUCAGCCCCGCAAGUGUUUGUUCCCUUAUCAAGAAACGCAGUUGGCAGCCGUUUAGCAACCCGCCCAGAGAUGGGCCAGACAAGUGCAAAAGAUGGAUGGGUGAGCGGAGGAGGUCAGGGCGGGGUGGCCCCACUGAGGAGGACCGGUUGGGAAGGUCCAGACCAACCUUGUCCAGGCCGGGGCUGUCCAGAUGUGGUGGUCUGCAGCUCUCCUUGUUCUGCCUCCAACGUGGCCGGGUCGGGGGAGGAAGAGUCUCGCCCAGGCCAUCUGGAGAGCGUCAAGUGACGGAUGGCUGACCUUCUGGGUCUGCACCGUGGGGGAUUAUGUGCUUCCAGGGAACAUGAUGUCUUCUCUCUCCUGGUUGUUGGUACAGCCCGGCCACCCUACCUUCUUUUUUUUUUUUAAUAAAUUUUAUUAAAAGCUUUAAGGAGAACAUAAAAACUAACACAAAAUAAAGAAAACAAAGAAAAGGGAAAAACAAAAGUGCAGAAAGAAAGAAUAAAAAGAAAUAGGAAGAAGAGUCUUCCCAUUUCCUUUGCAGCAAGUAUAAGUACAAUUACGAAAUUAUCUCUUACUCAAUGAUUACAAAACUCAUUUUUUUCUAUCAUCCAAUUUUUUCCAAUCAUCCAAACCACAAGUCAUAAGUGCAUUUUUUCCUGUUUCACGCGCGCUACCUUUUGACCUGACCUCUGGUCCUCUUUGCCCAGCCAGCAGAGCCCUUCCCCAAAGUCCGUCAGCUGCUGCCCUGCUACGCCCUGCUUGGAGCACACUGGCAAAGCCCGCCCAAGCGCCGUUGUGCGGGUACCUAGAGCAGCGUUUCUCAGCCUUGGCCACUUGAAGAGCCGUGGACUUCGACUCCCAGAAUCCCCCAGCCAGCAUCUUCAGCAUCGAAUGCACCUGGGAGGGCAAAGCUGGGGAAUUCUGGGAGUCCACACCUCUUCAAGUGGCCAAAGCUGAGAAGCCCUGACUUCUGGGCACGAGAGAGAGAUGCAGUUUAUGAGCCAUCAAAUGCUUCCUAAUCUUGAAAGAUGGGGGCGGGGGUGUUUACUUGCUUUGCAAUUCUUUUGUGGCUAAUCUCCUUUGCAAAUUACUGAGAGCUGAAAGUCAUACUGAUGGGAAUUUACUAUGCAAUCACUCAAUAAAGAGUUUAUUUUUCACCUUC
This is a messenger RNA of Python bivittatus (Burmese python), 4717 nucleotides long. NCBI's taxonomy places the organism in Eukaryota, Metazoa, Chordata, Lepidosauria, Squamata, Pythonidae. The record is from RefSeq and is a predicted model, not a curated record.